UAUAUUUCUGGUAAGAAAGCGAUGGUUUAUUGUACCUGAACUGAAGUGGUAGUUAUCUACUCUCUACCAUUUCCCAUCUCUUAGUUCAUCAUCCAAGCAGAAUAUAUUGAGUUUCACAUGUUCUUCAGUUUCUCUUCUGGCAUGAUGAUGAAAGUUUCAGACUCGUCUUCACCUACCGGAGUUCUCGAAGAGUUCUUCAGAACAGAAGAAUUCGAAAGCUCCCAGAGUACAACUACCAGUAAGAACCCUUCCUCCUCUCGUUUCCGCAGGGUUGUUCAACUUCUAAGAAGCACGUCGAAAAAAUCUCUAGAGAAUCUGAAGGUCCAGUUUCAGUACAACAAUGCCGUUACAAGCUCUUUGAGAAGAUGCAGUAGCUUGAGAGACACUCUAAGAUUUGGCUCCUCCAGUGAUUCUCACGUUCUUGCACACUCUCCUCGAAGAAUCUUUUCUUUUUCUGAUCUCAAAACUGCCACCAACAAUUUCGCUCCAGAGAAUCUAAUUGGAAAAGGAGGUUAUGCUGAAGUUUACAAGGGGAAGUUUUCAAAUGGCCAAGUGGUAGCCAUAAAACGUCUGAUGCGUGGAAACAACGAAGAGAUCAUUGUAGAUUUUCUAUCAGAGAUGGGUAUAAUGGCACAUGUUAAUCAUCCAAACAUAGCCAAGCUUUUAGGCUAUGGUGUCGAAGGAGGAAUGCACCUUGUUCUUGAGUUGUCACCUCAUGGGAGUUUAGCUUCUAUGCUUUAUAGCUCAAAGGAGAAGAUGAAAUGGAGCAUCAGGUACAAAAUAGCUUUGGGAGUUGCAGAGGGUCUGUUGUAUCUUCACAGAGGAUGUCACAGGAGAAUCAUUCACAGAGAUAUCAAAGCUGCAAACAUUCUUCUCACCCAUGAUUUUUCGCCUCAGAUAUGCGACUUUGGGCUUGCGAAGUGGCUACCUGAACACUGGACAAACCAUAUAGUUUCCAAAUUUGAGGGCACAUUUGGAUAUCUUGCUCCUGAGUACUUAACACAUGGGAUAGUAGAUGAAAAGACCGAUGUAUUCUCCCUGGGUGUACUUUUACUAGAACUUGUUACUGGACGACGAGCUCUUGACUAUUCCAAGCAAAGUCUUGUUCUAUGGGCCAAACCAUUGAUGAAGAAGAACAAAAUUAGAGAGCUAAUUGAUCCAUCUUUAGCGGGCGAAUAUGAUUGGAUGCAGAUUAAACUUGUGCUUCUGGCUGCUUCGCUAUCAAUCCAAGAAUCAUCAAUAGAGAGGCCUGCGAUGAGUCAGGUCGUUGAGAUCCUCAAAGGCAACUUGAACGAUCUCAAGUGCAUCAUGAAAUGCAGAGUUCCCUUUUAUCGAAAAGCUUUUAGAGAUGAGAACGUGUCAAGAAAUAUUCAGAAAGUUAGAUCUUGAAGAAAGAAAUGGAUGAAAAAACAACAAAGGGGAAAAAAGAUAUUACAUCAUUUUUGAAUAAAAAUACGUGCAUCACUUGUCAACAAGAUAUUAAUGGAAAUGAUAUCGCGCAUAGUAAGUGAAUAUUCUUUGUAAAUUUUAUUUAUUUAUUGAAAGCAUACAAGUAUUUGUACGCAGCAAAGGCAUAGCUUUGAGUGAAUUUGUAUACUAUUUUUUUGUCAUCUAAAACGGGUGAAAUGCAAAUUUUACAUGUCUAAGCCGGCAAAGAACAUACUUUUUUCCAGCCAUAAGUCGAGCACAUAAACUUAAAAAAAAUAAAAAAAGGAACCAGAACAUUUAAACCUCCUGGGACAAACACAUAAUCAUCAGAGAAUCGAAGCACCUAGAUACCAGAUGUCAAAAUAAGCAAAGAAGGCGUUGAAAUUUAA
Messenger RNA from Raphanus sativus (radish), 1817 nucleotides. RefSeq names its product receptor-like cytosolic serine/threonine-protein kinase RBK2. The coding region runs from base 118 to 1389 and encodes 423 amino acids. The transcript has 8 exons. Gene Ontology annotation, molecular function: protein kinase activity; ATP binding. Gene Ontology annotation, biological process: protein phosphorylation. NCBI's taxonomy places the organism in Eukaryota, Viridiplantae, Streptophyta, Magnoliopsida, Brassicales, Brassicaceae. The record is from RefSeq and is a predicted model, not a curated record.